AAUCGGUACACGACUGUGUGAUGCCGGCAGUUUCGAGCGAGUCUUGCCGGUGAACAGGUCGAAAGCGAGCGGGGCUUCUUCCCUCUCGUCGAUCGGUGGCAGGUAUCGGUAUCGUCCUUCCUCGCGUCGGGUUCGCUCCGAAACGGACGGCCGUGUACUCGCGUCGUCGACCGUUUUGUUUAUCAGUGCGUUUCCGCAUUCACGGACACGUGGUAAAAUCCGAGAAUUAGAUCACCGAUGACGUAUCGCUUCAACCGCAAGAAUAUGUUCGCGCCGUCGACGAGCAAUAACGUUCUUUGAUCGAAGCACACUUUAACUAUGCGUCUUUUCAAACGUUAUACAGCCGAUACGAGCCCGCAGCUUGUUUCGGCUGUACCUAUCUCCCAAGAUAUUGCCGCUACUGUCGAAAGUAAUGCGCCUGAGACAUCGGAGAAGAAAUCAAAGACAGACGACAGAUUGAAAGAUAAUCUUCCAAUUAAAGAAAAUAUCGACACACAAAAGGAACCGGUGGAUUCUUCUAUUCUAACUCGUAAAGGAAUUUCAACUUGGGGACGAAAGAUGGGUCGGAGAUGGGAUCAAAUGAAAAGGUCGGACAGUUCCGAAUUGCUUUCGGUAUCGCGACGGCGACGACGAUGGAGCCCGCAUCGGAAAAGCAGCUACGAUGAAACGUCGAACGAGAAAGAAAACGGUAAUAGCGAGUUCCUGAGGCCAAAGAGAAUUCCCAGGGUAGAAUCGUUGAGAAACUUCUUUAGGACUGGCGGCGAUCAUUCUUUCAACUCCAAGAAUGAUGCGAAAAACGCGACGAUACAGGAGGAGGACAUCGUCGAAAUCAGACACUGCCCGAUGGAGAAGACUUUGAGCGAAGGAGCAAUCAAGAAAAUUCCGUUUCGAGGUAUAUGCUCCGAGAAUAUCGACGCUCGCGAAUUCGCUGAAAUCGAUCGAGAAGCAUUCCUUCGUCAAAAGAAGUUACAGCUUAGUCGUAGCAUUCAGGAUCUUCAAGAGCAGCGACGAGUCUUGGAUUACAUACUCAAGAAUCACGAGAUCUUGAAGACGCAACGGGGCGAUGCGUUCGCGAGAGAAACACUGGAGAACGUUGCUACGAAUUCGAAGGAAAUCUCCAAUUCCGAUUGCGCGUCUACGGAAGAAACGAAGAGCGUCUCGACGCGAAUGCCUGAUCAUCAAUCUGCUGCCGUUAAUGCGAACGAAAUUAAGGAAAAUGUUUGUCAUCCUCAUGGACCCUCCGCCGCGCUGACCGGUUUGGAAGAUCUACUGAACAAUCUGCGCAUAGGUUGCGAUGAAAGUGGCUACGAUUCAGAUAGUACACGAGCCGGUGCGGAUUCGCCGGAUAGUGAAAAAUUGGCAGUGCCUUCGUCGUUGAAACCGCGUAGUUUCUCGUUAACGUCCGACGAUUAUCACGGCUUGCCGCUACUGUUCCGUAGCGAUGCCUCUCGAAAAAAAGACGCAGUGAUCGAGUCAGAGUCAUCCGGAACGUACACUUCGACAGACGUCGAGAAAGUCGACGUUGCUGUCGACGCUGCGACAAACCGUGCUUCCUUCAAUGAUUCGACUACAACGCAAACUACCAUCUUAAUGUCGGAAGAUGAUACGGAUAGCUGCGACGAUGAUACUUUCGCCGAUCUUAUGGAAUAUCAACCAGAUUUAACGAGAACUUAUUCUAAGAGGGAAGCAGAUUUCUUUCCGCAGUGUCACGAGGAUCUAAUGAAAGCAGCGUCUUCCGCGACUCCCGUUCUGCUUGGCGAGGAUUUAACGAAACUCAAGAUGACGGAGAGUAAUAAUCCCGACGUUACUCUGACACAAUAUGACACCUCUGACGAUGCUGAUACACGUGGCAUCGAUGAUGUCAAAACAAAAGUCGAUUUCAGAGAGAGAAAAUCUUGUGUAACGCCAACAAAUCAUGUACCUCAGAUGAUCAGAUUUCAGAAUUUACUGAAAGACAAGAAAUAUAGAAAUCGCAAAUGCUCUAGUCCGAGUGUGUUACAUCUUUUAGAUCAUGCCGCGUCUCCGUGUAACGACAGUCCACCGGCUAACAAAGUCUCUCCUCUAUCUGAGACGAUGAAUAACCCGCUACGAUAUUACAGUCCGAAGAGAUCACGCUCCACUCUGGAACUCGAUAUAACGGACGUGACAAGGAACGCGGCGAAGAGAGUGUUGACGGUGAACGUCGCUCUUCCUACAGUUUCCAAGACUGUCAACAAAACCCUAGUACGACGCGAAUUAAAAACGAUGAAACUCACGGUGAACCAUAGCGAGACUCCGGCGGGUCUCGGUAUUUCGGUGGAGCGACACGAGGCGGCCAGGCCGUUUUACGUAAUCGCCAGGAUGGAUCCGGAUGGUGAAGCAGCUAGAUCGAAGCAGUUUUGUCUCGGCGACGAGAUCGUCCGAGUCUGCGGACGUAGGAUACGCGGUAUGUCGAUGGCGGAGGCGCGAAACGCCUUGCGAAGCUGCGUCGGCACGGUUGAGCUGCAGGUAGCGAGGGAGCCGAAGAAAAUCGGCGACACCUGGGGCGACGUCUUGACACGAACUCGAAGCGAUCCCGAUUCGUGGAUCUCGAAGAGCCAGAAAACCGAAUUUCAGCCGGCUUUCCGUGCAUCAUCUUCGACGAACGCCGGCGCAUCUCUUGCCGUUGACGAGACGACUACUACUAUCCGGAAAAUAACGGGGAUGAAGAAGUUCCAGAUCGUGAGGAAACGAAGCGCCGAAGCUCCCACCGUUCAACGAGGCUCCAGUCUAGCCAUGGAUCUGCUGACGGUUGUAUUAAUAAAGGGCGCGCCGAAGAAAUUGGGCUUCUCCAUCGUCGGGGGUGUGGAUAGCAAUAAAGGGCGAAUGGGUAUCUUCGUGAAAGAUAUUAUGCCCGAUGGACAAGCUGCGGAGGAAGGUACUCUGAGAGCGGGGGACGAAAUUCUAGCCAUUAACGGCUCCUCAUUAGACGGACUAACGCACGCCAAGGCGUUGCAGAUGUUCAAGAACACCAAAGCCGGGAACUUGAUACUUCACGUCGCCCGAAGAGACCCGACGCAUAAACGAUACAUCACGCAAUCAAAAUCGUAUGAUUGCCUCAACAAAUUAACGAAGUCUGCCGACGAGUGAAAUUAUUGCCAUUAUUAUCGUUAUAGAAUUAAUCUCAUUGCUGUAAACAUAUAAUGAAUUAUUUUGAGAAAUUCUUUUUCACAUACGAUUUUUUCUAGGAUCUAUUAAAUUAAUAAUUUAUAUUUCAAAAAGGUUAUAUGCUAAUGAUAUCUUGCGUUCAAAAUAAUUUACAUACAUCUUGAUUAACAUCCUAAUAUAUUUCCAAUAGUAUUUUAUAUACAAAAGUAUAUAUAUAUAUAUAUGUAGGCUGUAAUCAAACCAUAAUUGUGAUAGCAAUCGAUUAUUUUUACCAAUGGGUAAUAUUCGUAAUCCACUUCUUUGUC
Messenger RNA from Formica exsecta, 3431 nucleotides. RefSeq lists its product as uncharacterized. Lineage: Eukaryota; Metazoa; Arthropoda; Insecta; Hymenoptera; Formicidae. Bases 319 to 3108 code for a protein of 929 amino acids. The record is from RefSeq and is a predicted model, not a curated record. Gene Ontology annotation, molecular function: protein binding. The transcript has 7 exons.